Messenger RNA from Pyrenophora tritici-repentis Pt-1C-BFP, 924 nucleotides. NCBI's taxonomy places the organism in Eukaryota, Fungi, Ascomycota, Dothideomycetes, Pleosporales, Pleosporaceae. The record is from RefSeq and is a predicted model, not a curated record.
AUGACUUUCGACAUCUCAAAGGCGCGCGAGCACUUCCCCGCACUUCAGCAGGACCAGGUGUUUUUUGAUAAUGCUGGAGGCAGCCAAACGCUCGCAUCUCUCGGCGCCUCGUACCAUACCGGCUCCCAGUCAAACACCAACCACUUCGUCCUCGGGUCUUCAACAACCCAGCUCUUCAUGAACCUCAGCGCCUCCCUGCAAUUCCCCUCUGCUUCGGAAAUUAUUCUUUCUAAGAUGGAGCACGAAACUAACGUUAAGCCUUGGCUAUUCAUGGCCGAGCGUCUCAAUCUGACCGUGAAGUGGUGGGAGUCUUCAAAGGAAGAUGGAUUGAAGCUUACCGCCGCGAAUCUCAAACCGCUGUUGAACGACAAGGUAAAAUUUGUCGCAUGCACACACGUCUAUGGCCCCCACAUCGCCGUCCUCUAUGCCAGCGACAGCGCUCAGCAACACAUGAAACCCAUGUCGCACUACUUCAACCCGACCAAGACCCUCGAAGACAAGAUUGGAUUCGCAGGCUCAAACUACGAAUGCGUCCAAUCCAUUCCGGCAAUCGUCGACUACCUCUCCGGUGCCUUCCCUGCCAUCACCGAACGUGAAGGCAAGCUGCAGACCAUUUUGCUUGACUUUCUCAACUCUCGGCCUGAUAUCACAGUUCUGGGUUCCACUUCUGCUGAUAACAAAGAAAGGGUGCCGACAAUCUCUUUCACUGUCAAGGGCAUGAGCUCGAAAGCUAUCGUGGCUGAGGCGGAGAAGAUAAGUAACUAUGGGUUCAGGUGGGGUCACUUCUACUCCAAGAGGCUGUGUGAUGAGGUGCUUGGGCUGGAGCCUGAGGGCGUGACAAGAGUGAGCAUGGUUCACUACAACACUGAGGAGGAGAUCAAGGGACUGGUGGAGGUGUUGAGGAAGGUUCUGCCACAGGUAUAA